Asparagus officinalis (garden asparagus) is the source of this 4329-nucleotide messenger RNA. Its product is annotated as protein STICHEL-like. Gene Ontology annotation, molecular function: DNA binding; ATP hydrolysis activity; DNA-directed DNA polymerase activity. The coding region runs from base 507 to 3950 and encodes 1147 amino acids. The transcript is spliced from 8 exons. Gene Ontology annotation, biological process: DNA repair; DNA-templated DNA replication. Lineage: Eukaryota; Viridiplantae; Streptophyta; Magnoliopsida; Asparagales; Asparagaceae. Gene Ontology annotation, cellular component: nucleus; DNA replication factor C complex; DNA polymerase III complex. The record is from RefSeq and is a predicted model, not a curated record.
AUAGAUGAGGGUUUUUUUUGAACUUUUUGCAGGAGGUGGUCUCCUGCAAAACCGGAUGUAGAUAAAGGGGUUCAUUGAAAUUUACCCUUGUUUUUGAGGGGAGAAUUCAGCAAACGGGAAUCUUGGCGUUUUUGGGGUGGAGUUAUGGAUUUCACCGCGACAAAUUGAAGAACCCUAAAUUAAUGCCGAAAUCACUGAGAUCCACAGCUCUUCUCUUCUCUCUAUAGAUUCUUUCAGUAGACCCUCACAUUCUCUAUGACCAUUUUGGGCAUUUUCGCUCCGUAUCCCAAGAUCCCACCUUUUCUUCAUAUUUACUAAGUUUUUUAUGUUAAUUAAAAUACCCAGAUCGAGUUUUUCGUGAUCAGCUCAGAGAUCUGCUCAAUUUUUGAUUUUGAUGCAUUGGGGAGCUCUUUCCACUUAGGGUAAUUUAUGAGAGACAGUACCAACCUUGUAUACAUUGGUUAUAGGACCUUUAACCUUCUUUCAGGUUUUUAAGUGGAGAGGAAAUGGUGGAAACAUGUGUUGCACCAAGUGAACUUCACUUGAAAAAGGAGCUUACGGCCCUUCAAAAAGCACAUUAUUUACGCGACCCCGAGACUUGUUCAUCUUGGAAGUCCCCUUUGAGCUCCAAUUCAUUUAGUGCAUCCAAUAAGUUGAAUUAUGGAAAUGGUCUUGCUGGUAAAACAGGAGAAAGUGACACUCGAAAAAUGCUUGAAAUACCACCAAGUGAUAUUGCACAGAAAAGGGUUUACCUUUAUAAUUGGAAGAAUCAUUCUAGUAAAUCAAGUGGCAACAUGAUAAAGUUAGAUGAUGAUGAUAGACAAAUAUCAAUUGAAGACAGUCUAGAAGACAGCUUCAAGAAUGCUCACAAGGCAGAUUCCACAAGCAUCAGUCAUCUUGAGGUUCCUUCCAAUAUCUCUAGUUUCAGAGGGAGAAGAUCUAAAGCUCCAGUAAGAAAAACCGUAAAAAAAUUGAGAAAUGCAGUUUCUAACAAACAGGUGAAGAAGGAUUUGGUUUUCAACACAGUCGAACAAUCUGAAGAUACCGAAUACUCCAACUCUGAGGAUUUGAUGCAGCUAACACAUGUGCUAACAAGUAAAGCAGCUCAUGAUUCUCUUUCCGAGUCACCAUUAUUUUCUGGAUCAGGAUGUGGAAAUUGGUCAUACUCCUCGAAAAUCUUGAGAAAUAUUAAAAAGGAGGUGUCAUCACAUUCAUGUACUCCUGCAUCAACUAGCUCUUACUAUAGAUAUUAUGGAGGUCGCAAUGCCAAUAUCGAGUCAUGGGACGGAGCAGCAACUUCAAUAGAAGGUGAUGAAUUGGAUCAGCUAGACUUACCAAGAACUCAGGGGUGUGGCAUUCCUUGCUAUUGGCCAAAGAGAACUAAAGAGAAGGGUUGUGGAGGUUUUGUUUCUCCGUCAUUAUCUGAUACACUAAGGAGAAAAGGGAGCAGCUUAUUUUAUAGCAACAAGAGAUCACCUGGUGCCCGUAGGCAAAAGUACCUUUCGAAAUCUUCACAAGGUUUGCCAUUGUUGAGUAAUAGUUGCGGUGAAGGUAAUUCUUCAUUAGAUAGUGCAAGUGAUGAAAUGUCUACAAACUUAGGGGAGCUUGAGUUGGAGGCCUUGAGCCGAUUGGAUGGACGAAGAUGGUCAAGCUGUAAAAGCCAAGAAGGAUUACAAUCUGUUCAAUCUCAAGAAGUUGACAUGGAUUCAACAGAACAUAAAAGCUUGAGCCAAAAGUACUGCCCGAGGUCUUUUGAUGAAAUAGUUGGCCAAGAUAUUGUUGUUCAUUCACUUAAUAACGCCAUUCUAAUGGAAAGAAUAGCCACUGCUUAUCUUUUUCAAGGUCCCAGAGGAACUGGGAAAACAGCUAUAGCCAGAAUAUUUGCUGCGGCGUUAAAUUGUUUGUCUACUGAAGACAAUAAACCAUGUGGAUCUUGUCGAGAGUGUACUUCUAUUUUCAGUGGAAAUGGAUCAAAUGUGAGAGAAGUGGAUGCUAUCAACAAGAAGGGUAUAAAUAGAGUAAGGUAUCUUUUGACGAACAUGUCUGUGGGUAAAUCAGUUUCACGAUACAAAGUUUUCAUUAUUGAUGAAUGCCACAUGUUAUCUUCUAGAAUGUGGUCGGCAUUUAUGAAUAUUCUUCAAGAACCACCUUCUCGUAUUGUCUUCAUUUUUGUGACAAUUGAUCCGGACAGUUUGCCUAGGGCCAUUAUCUCACACUGUCAGAAAUAUCUCUUUUCUAAGGUUAAAGAUGUUGAUAUAGUUUCCCGGUUGAGAAAGAUGGCUUAUGAAGAAAAUCUUGAUAUUGAAUUAGAUGCUCUAGAUUUGAUUGCUUUAAAUUCAGAUGGUUCACUGCGGGAUGCUGAAACCAUGUUAGACCAGUUGAGUUUGCUGGGCAAAAGAGUAACCACUUCACUUGUAUAUGAGCUCAUUGGAGUAGUCUCAGAUGAGAAAUUGCUUGAUCUUUUGGAGAUAGCAAUGUCAUCAGACACUGCAGAAACAGUUAAAAGAUCGAGAGAGUUCAUGGAUUCUGGUGUUGACCCAAUGGCUCUGAUGUCUCAAUUAGCUGCGCUCCUAAUGGACAUUAUUGCUGGAAGUAACCAGUUGGCUGAUCCACAAUUUAGGGGUAUAGCACUUGGUGAAAGAAGUUUAAAUGAAGACGAGUUGAAGAGAUUAGAAAAAGCACUGAAGAUUCUCUCAGAUGCAGAAAAGCAACUAAGAUUCUCAAGCGAGCGUUCGACAUGGUUCACUGCAGCUCUACUACAGCUAGGCUCUAGCCAAAGUGCAGAAUUUACUCAAUCAAGCAGUAGCAGCAAACAUAGUACAAAAGAAAUUAAUGAUGGCAUAGACAGCGGGGCUAAGGAUUCAUCUUUCACAGUCCAAGGGUCGAGUUCAGCACGAGUUUCUAGAGCAAACAGCGGAUAUUCUAGCCCUCAAAGCUGCUCAUCAUCAUAUAAAGUUCCAAGGAAUGUGAAAUUAACUUCUGCUAGAUUACAUGGAAAUGAUACUUACGGCCCAGGGGCAAUAAUGUGCAUAAGUCCGGAUAAGUUGGCUUUGAUGUGGAGAAGGUGCAUUCAGAAAUGUCACUCUGAGACACUGCGACAACUGCUGAGCUCCAAUGGGAAGCUUGUAUCAAUUUCUGAAACCAAAAGCACACUGAUCGCUAGCAUAGUGUUUGAAGACAGUAAUGUAAAAUCAAGGGCUGAGAGAUACUUGAACAGCAUCAAGAGUUCAUUUGAGAUUGUUUUGCAACACAAUGUGGAGGUCAGAAUAGGUCUACAGUCAAAUCCCUACUCCCCAUCAUUCAACCAUAUAGAGAAAAAUAGAGACUCUACUAGCUUAAAGGUUUCUUGUAAUGAUAAAUGUAAGGGAAUUCCCAACUUGCCUAGGAAAAGACUCGAGUGUUCUGAAGCUAGGCAACAGAAAACAUUAGAGCAAGGGGAUAGCUCUCUACAGAAACAUGCAGAUGUUGUCGUUGAGCAUAGACUUGAAAGAGCAUGGCUUCAAGCUUCAGAUAAGAAUUCAAUUGACUUAAGCAGUCAGUCAAAUCCCAAUAAAAAUCAGAUUUUGCCUGAAAAUGGUGUCAGCUGUGAGAAUCAUAAAAUGUCUUUGAUAUCAUCUAAACAUUGGGAAGCUGAGCUGAAUCACGAGGUUAAAGGUUUAAAAAUCGGUGAUAGUCAAGGACAGCAUAAGAAACAAAUUGAUGGGCAAAUUGAUCAUUAUGCAAUUUCUCCAAGUUUAUUGCACAGUAACGGCUUCACAGCAAAUUCUGACAAAGAGAAUGUGGAUUAUGAGUCAGGACCUGGUUGCAAUGGGUUCUUUUGUUGGCAACCACGUAAAUCUUACAGUAGGAAGGUGAAGAAAGGAAUUCAUGCACAAUCACCUAAGAUUCGCCGUCUUCACUGCUUGGGAAGUUCUAGGUUGAAGGCAUCAAAAAGCAAAGCGAGGAUAUAAUUAUCCCAAAACGUUCAUUCUUCCUAUACAUUUUCUGUAUAUUCUCACAGAGGCAUUCAUUUUUCAAUUAUAAGGUUUUGAAAGGGAAAGCAGGCUGAAUCAAUGGCAUUAUUAUAGAGGAAAUGGUUGGGUUUGCUCCUUGACUGACUGCAAGAAAUAUCCCAUGGCGAGGCACCAAGGAGUUAAAACUUUUUAUGAUAAAUUUUCGUUGUAUUGUUAUUAAAUGUAGCUUAUUUUUUAUUCUUCUUCUCAGUAGUUGAAUAUUUUUUCCUCCUUUAGUUUCUUUAAAAUGCAAGUAUGUAUGAGUUGAUAUUCUGCUAAGCUAUAAAUGUAUAAUAAAUCCUGCCACUGGACGAGCUAUAGGUCCUGUUUAUGAUUA